AUGAGCCUGCACGAGCGGCUGAGCAUAGGCCUCAUCGUGGCUGGCGGCGCGGUGCUGCUGGGCCACCGAGCGCUGGCAGCCCUGCGCGAGCGCCAAGUGCGGCGCCCUCGCACGCCACACGGCAAUCCCGCCCCUAAGGAGCUACAUGUGGUGCUGCCGCCGUCUGCGACCAUGUGGCGCCGCAUCAUCGUCGUCGGCGACAUCCACGGCUGCCCCGAGGAGCUUCAGGCACUGCUGGACAAGGUGCGGUACCGGAAAGGGGUAGACCUGCUGGUCAGCGUGGGGGACCUCGUGAACAAGGGGCCCGACUCUGAAAAGGUGAUCAAGCUGGCCAUGGAGAGCGACUGCCUGGCUGUGCGGGGCAACCACGAUGACUCCGCGUACGAGGCCUUCCGCUGCUGGCUGGACGGCAAAGACAUCCCCAAGCCCAAGAAGCAGGGCUGGCUGCCAGCGUACGGCGUGAUUGUGGUUCACGCCGGGCUGGUGCCGGGGGUGCCCCUGGAGCAGCAAGGCAUGCUGGAGAUGGAGAAGAUGCGGGAUGUGGUGCCUGCGGUGGAGGCCGCGCCGGCAGACGCAGCGGCAGACGCCCUGGCCGCCGGCGCCGACGUGGCCACCCUGCCGCUCAGCUCCUUUGAUUGGCGGGCGGCCGGCCAGGCGCUGGCGCAGCUGGCCGCCGCCGACGAGGGCGGCAGCAGUCGCAGCAGGAGCGGCAGCGACGGGGCGGAGCCGGAGGCGGCAGGCUCCCGCCUGCCUGCCGAGCUGCAGCUGGUGGGGAGGGAGGUGCCCAACCCGCUAGGGCGGGCCUGGGCCGAGGUGUGGCGCGGCCCGCAGCACGUCUUCUUCGGCCACGACGCCAAGCGGCGCCUGCAGCUGUGCCCCGCCGCCACCGGGCUGGACACCGGUUGCGUGUACGGCGGGCAGCUGAGCGCCGCGGUGCUGCCGCCGCUGGACGAGCGCGGGCAGCCGCUGCUGCAGCGCCUCAACCUGCCGCCGGACGCCCGGGAGUUCCGGCUGUGCGGCGGGCUGCCCGCAUACCUGGUGCAGGUUGCCGCCAGGGAAGUACACUCAGACAAGUUCCUGAGGCUGGAGGAGCGGGAGAAGGGGGCGCGCCAGGAGGCCGCCAAGCAGCACACGCUGGCGGCGCUGGAGCUGCAGCCGCGGCGGCAGGGCGCGGGGGCCAGCGGCAGCGGCAGCGUGGGGGCCAGCGGCAGCGGAGCGGCGGCCGGGGCCGCCAAGGCCGCGGCGGACAAGAAGGAGGAGUGA
This is a messenger RNA of Chlorella variabilis, 1263 nucleotides long. RefSeq lists its product as hypothetical. Gene Ontology annotation, molecular function: phosphatase activity; endopolyphosphatase activity. Lineage: Eukaryota; Viridiplantae; Chlorophyta; Trebouxiophyceae; Chlorellales; Chlorellaceae. The record is from RefSeq and is a predicted model, not a curated record. Bases 1 to 1263 code for a protein of 420 amino acids. Gene Ontology annotation, biological process: polyphosphate catabolic process. Gene Ontology annotation, cellular component: cytoplasm. The transcript is spliced from 8 exons.